Molecule: messenger RNA, 2317 nt
Organism: Macaca mulatta (Rhesus monkey)
Lineage: Eukaryota; Metazoa; Chordata; Mammalia; Primates; Cercopithecidae
Gene: JUN
Product: Jun proto-oncogene, AP-1 transcription factor subunit
Biological process (GO): regulation of transcription by RNA polymerase II; regulation of cell cycle; regulation of cell population proliferation
Cellular component (GO): transcription regulator complex
Molecular function (GO): transcription factor binding; RNA polymerase II cis-regulatory region sequence-specific DNA binding; DNA-binding transcription factor activity, RNA polymerase II-specific
Source: RefSeq, marked provisional
GGGCUCAGAGUUGCACUGAGUGUGGCUGAAGCAGCGAGGCGGGAGUGGAGGUGCGCGGACUCAGGCAGGCAGACAGACACAGCCAGCCAGCCAGGACGGCAAUAUAGUCCGAACUGCAAAUCUUAUUUUCUUUUCCACCUUCUCUCCAACUGCCCAGAGCUAGCGCCUGUGGCUCCCGGGCUGGUGUUACGAGGAGUGCCCAGAGAGCCUGGUCUCCAGCCGCCCCCAGGAGGAGAGCCCUGCUGCCCAGGCGCUGUUGACAGCGGUGGCGAGCAGCGGUACCCACGCGCCCGCCGGGGGAAGUCGGCGAGCGACUGCAGCAGCAAAGAACUUUCUCGGCCCGGAGGACCGGAGACAACUGGCCCAGAGUCCCGGAGCGAACUUUUGCAAGCCUUUCCUGCGUCUUAGGCUAUUCGGCGGCGGUAAAGACCAGGAGGCGGCGGACAGCCACGCAAAAGAAGAAGGACGUGCGCUCAGCUUCUCUCGCACCGGUUGCUGAACUUGGGCGAGCGCGAGCCGCGGCUGCCGGGCGCCCCCUCCCCCUCGCAGCGGAGGAGGGGACAAGUCGUCGGAGUCUGGGCGGCCGAGACCCGCCGCUGGUCGGCCUCUGCGGGUCGGCACUGAUCCGCGCCGCCGGGAGAGCCGCUGCUCUGGGAAGCGAGUUCGCCCGCGGACUCCAAGGAACGGCGGCGCCCGAAGAGCGCUCAGUGAGUGACCGCGACUUUUCAAAGCCGGGUAGCGCGCGCGCGAGUCGACAAGUAAGAGUGCGGGAGGCAUCUUAAUUAACCCUGCGCUCCCUGGAGCGAGCUGGUGAGGAGGGCGCAGCGGGGACGACAACCAGCGGGUGCGCGCGCUCUUAGAGAAACUUUCCCUGCCAAAGGCCCCGGGGGGCACGGGUGUCCCCCGCUUGCCAGAGCGCUGUUGCGGCCCCGAAACUUCAGCACGCAGCCCAAACUAACCUCACGUGAAGUGACGGACUGUUCUAUGACUGCAAAGAUGGAAACGACCUUCUAUGAUGAUGCCCUCAACGCCUCGUUCCUCCCGUCCGAGAGCGGAGCUUAUGGCUACAGUAACCCCAAGAUCCUGAAACAGAGCAUGACCCUGAACCUGGCCGACCCAGUGGGGAGCCUGAAGCCGCACCUCCGCGCCAAGAACUCGGACCUCCUCACCUCGCCCGACGUGGGGCUGCUCAAGCUGGCGUCGCCCGAGCUGGAGCGCCUGAUAAUCCAGUCCAGCAACGGGCACAUCACCACCACGCCGACCCCCACCCAGUUCCUGUGCCCCAAGAACGUGACAGACGAGCAGGAGGGCUUCGCCGAGGGCUUCGUGCGCGCCCUGGCCGAACUGCACAGCCAGAACACGCUGCCCAGCGUCACGUCAGCGGCGCAGCCGGUCAGCGGGGCGGGCAUGGUAGCUCCAGCGGUAGCCUCGGUGGCAGGGGGCAGCGGCAGCGGAGGCUUCAGCGCCAGCCUGCACAGCGAGCCGCCCGUCUACGCCAACCUCAGCAACUUCAACCCAGGCGCGCUGAGCAGCGGCGGCGGGGCGCCCUCCUACGGCGCGGCCGGCCUGGCCUUUCCCGCGCAACCCCAGCAGCAGCAGCCGCCGCCGCAGCCGCCGCACCACCUGCCCCAGCAGAUGCCCGUGCAGCACCCGCGGCUGCAAGCCCUGAAGGAGGAGCCUCAGACAGUGCCCGAGAUGCCUGGCGAGACGCCGCCCCUGUCCCCCAUUGACAUGGAGUCCCAGGAGCGGAUCAAGGCGGAGAGGAAGCGUAUGAGGAACCGCAUUGCUGCCUCCAAGUGCCGAAAAAGGAAGCUGGAGAGAAUCGCCCGGCUGGAGGAAAAAGUGAAAACCUUGAAAGCUCAGAACUCGGAGCUGGCGUCCACGGCCAACAUGCUCAGGGAACAGGUGGCACAGCUUAAACAGAAAGUCAUGAACCACGUUAACAGUGGGUGCCAACUCAUGCUAACGCAGCAGUUGCAAACAUUUUGAAGAGAGACUGUUGGGGGCUGAGGGGCAACGGAGAAAAAAAAUAACACAGAGAGACAGACUUGAGAACUUGACAAGUUGCGACGGAGAGAAAAAAGAAGUGUCCGAGAACUAAAGCCAAGGGUAUCCAAGUUGGACUGGGUUGCGUCCUGACGGCGCCCCCAGUGUGCACGAGUGGGAAGGACUUGGCGCGCCCUCCCUUGGCGUGGAGCCAGGGAGCGGCCGCCUGCGGGCUGCCCCGCUUUGCGGACGGGCUGUCCCCGCGCGGACGGAACGUUGGACUUUUCGUUAACAUUGACCAAGAACUGCAUGGACCUAACAUUCGAUCUCA